Ostrinia nubilalis (European corn borer) is the source of this 9364-nucleotide messenger RNA. RefSeq names its product golgin subfamily A member 1 (gene Golgin97). The coding region runs from base 230 to 1849 and encodes 539 amino acids. NCBI's taxonomy places the organism in Eukaryota, Metazoa, Arthropoda, Insecta, Lepidoptera, Crambidae. The record is from RefSeq and is a predicted model, not a curated record. Gene Ontology annotation, cellular component: Golgi apparatus. The transcript has 12 exons.
CAAUCAAGUCAAUUUCUCCGUUUUUUGGUGUGUGCGACGAUGAAUUUAUAGUUUCUUCUAUUAUUUGAGGGGUUUCAGAAUUGAGAUUAGCAUCGUUAUUAACCGUAUAAUGCAGUGAUGUGUGUUUUCAUAAGGAUAUAAAGAUGUUAGGCGUUGAUCGACGUUUAUAGUGGUUGUAUUAAUUGGUAUUGAACUUGCUUUUACCAGCUCGAAAUUUUAAGUAAGCACGAUGUUUGCGAGCUUGAAGAGUAAAAUAAAGGAGGAGACAGGCAGUGACCUCAGCAAGCUGACUAGCAGUUGGCGCACAGGUGCUUUUCUAGGCCGUAUAUCUCUCAGAGACGAUUCAUCAACAGCAAGUCCUUCAAGUUCAGGAGGACCUGGAGAUUCUACAUCGGAUUCAAUAUCCCCACAACUGGAGUCAUACCUUACGGAGAGAACGGGUGGGCAAGUGGAUCAAACAGCUCUACACCUUGAAGCGAAGCUAAGAGAGAGAGACGCUUACUGGGAACAGAAAAUAGAGGAGCUGAAACUAUCUCUUUCAUCAGCACAGGGCGAAGAAGCAGCGGCGGCGCAAGCGGUGGCUCGCGCGGCGCAAGCGGAGGCAGCUAAGGCGACGACUGCGCGAGACUCCGCCGAGAGGCAGCUGGCCGAGCUGAGGGAGCGACUGGCCGCCGUCGAGCGGGCACAGGACAGGCUCGACACUGUUACUGAGGAAUUAGAGCAAGCUCGUCGGGAAUGGGCCCGCGAGCGGGGUUCUCUAACCGCGGCACUAGGCGAAGCAGAUGCAAGGGCCCGGGAUUUGGCGGGUGAAUUGGCGUUAGUCCGGGCCGCAUUGCCACCCGAGAACCCGCAUCAUCACAUGCACGACGAUGACAAACGCGAAGUGACUCCGUCUGGAUGCGAAGACUACGACCGCGUUUGUCGCGAGCGAGCGGUGCUGACGAGACAGCUGCAAGAGGCUAAGAUGGCGCUCGCCGACGUCAAGACUUCCUGGAGCGGACAGAUCGCGUCGCUCGAGACACAGGAAAAGACGAUGGAACUAGAGAGCCGGAUAGAAGCGCUGACCGCGGAGAAUUUGGAGCUGUCAUCGGCUUUGGAGAACGAGCGGACUCUGGUGAAGAUCCUGCGUGAGAAGGUGGAGAAAGCUCACCGGAGGAACGAUGAGCAUCAGGCCGAAGCGUGCCGGCUCAGCGCCAUGAUAGCUGAUAUGCAGCACGACUGCGACCGCAUGCAGAAGAACUACGAUAAAGAGAAACGCGAGAAAGACGAGGCGUUACUACGGAACGCGCACAUGUCGCAGAGCAUAGAAAUGAGCCAGUGCAACGUGCGCUACCAGGAGACUGAGAUCACCGACCUCAAGGCAAAAGUCGCAGAGCUCGAGACGCUCAUAGCACAGCAUAAAGAGAAUCAAGCAGCAUGUAUGUUAAUAAAAGAAAACGAAGAAUCGCGAAAGUCAGAGAUAGAAGAAUUGAAAAGAAGAAUGAACGAAAUGGCGGAGAGCGAAAGUACACUUAAAAAGACUAUACAAGACUUAGAAACUGAAAUCUGUGAUAAAAAUAAGAAAAUAAAAACCCUAGACAAUCGGAUAGCAGACAUGAAGAAGACACUGCAGCGCGAGCUACAGAGCAGCAAGUCAGAUCUCACCACCGCCGAGGAGCAGGACAUUAGUCGACGAUACCUAAAACACGUGGUCCUCCGCUUCCUAACUGCGCGUGAGUUGGAGGCGCGGCAACUAACUCGAGCGCUGUCAGUUCUACUGCGUCUAUCGGCGCACGAAGAAGCUUUAUUACGCGCUGCGUUACCACCCCGCUCCGGUUUAGCUGCCUGGCUGCCCUCCAGAAACACCUGAUGCGUUACUUCUAAUUUGGACCCUAGGACCAGUGGGUAAAGACUAAAGCCCUACAUUUACUCAGAACACCAGUUUUUUAGUGCCACGCCCCGAAAUGCGCUUUAAUAGACUAUAUCUUGGUUUGAAGCGUGCGCCGUCUUGUAAAUCUCAAAUCGUUAUCGUUGAGACGACAAACGAAUUCGUUGUAGCGAAAGUAAGUGAUAGAUAAAAGCCCUAACAUUUACUUGUGAUUUAUGACACCAGUGUUUUAGUGCCACGCCUCGGAAGCGCUUUAAUAGAAUAUAAUUUUAUUCGACGCGUAUUGUAAAUCUUGAUCCGUGGUCCCUAAGAUGGCGAUUCGUUGACCAUAUUUCGAAGUUAGUGAUAACAAUAAUAGUUUCCGAUACAGGUUAAAAUGUUGUUGAAGUAGUAACAAAAGCUUACUUAGUUUGUUACGGGUGCUUCUAUAGAUUUAUUAUUUGAGGUGGAUAAGGAAGCAGGAAUCCUUGGUGCAGUAUAUCCAGCGAAUUCCAUACUCACAUUUUGAAUUGUUGUGUGUUCGUUUCCUUUAUCAUCACUUAUUGAAUGCAGUUUAAAUUAAUUAUAGAUUUGUUAAUGUCCAUAUUAUGCUAAUGAUAGAAACCGUUGCAAUCCAGUUACAUUCUCCAUAUCUCAGCUGACCCACGCCGCCGGUUUUCGGCGAGUCGGCGGCUUAAGUAUAAAGCGCUUUAAAGAACAAUUUGUAUGUAAGUUGUGUAAAGUAGAAAAUACGACGAGUAAUAGAUAGUAUUGAAAUAUUUGGCGAAAGACAUUAGGUAACAUGUUAAAGUGAGUGUUCCUGAUAUUAAGUGACAUACAGUUUUUUAAAGUAUUAUUACAGAGUAUUAUAUGGGCACCGUGUAUUAAGUGAUGCCACAUCGUGUAACAAAUUGCUAGAAAUAACUAUAUUUGUAAGAAAUUGGUUAAAUUUUCACUGACUAUGAUUUAAUUUCGUAGUUGUAUCUAUUUAUGUAUCAUAUUUUAAUGUCCAUAGUUUGUUUAUUCACGUUCUCCCUUGCCCUUGCUGCCAGAUUUUUUUGUGUACGUUACUCCAGCUGGAAAGUAGCUCCUAGAGUGAUAUGAGUAGAACGUAUAAUUAGUUCCCAACAUGGUGUAAAUGUGCGCCGAAUUAGAGAUUAGUGCGUGCUGUCGUUUUGGUACAAAACGAAAAAAACGAUUCCUGCUGGAGUAACGUUGUUCUAGCAGGAAAAUUCUAAACGAAUGAUCGGAAAGAGAAAAACUGUGUACGAGCAGAUAGCUUAUAUUUGUUCUAUUAUGUGAGCUGAAAAUGUGAUUUGUGCGUCUUCAGGUUUUCGAGAUAUUGCAUUUCCUGCCAGGGUAACGUUUUGCAGAAUGCUCUAUCUCAAUAACCGUUAUAUGUGCGCCUAUAGAAUAAACACACACGAGUAGCUCUUGAUUUGUGCGUAUAUGUGAAAGAAACAUGUUUAUGAAAAUAUUUAUAAAUAUCAAGUAAUCGAGCUUUCUUCAAAAUCCGAAAAAAUCGUGUAGCGCCUGAAUAACAAAACGUACAAGCUCACUGAAAACUGUAUUCGAUCCUUCUUAAGACGUAUUGUAACCAUAGAAAGUUUCAAAAACGCGCAUUCAUGGGUCAUUGAAUAAUAUCACUAAAAGUAAUUACGACGGAGCUAUAACUUUGACGUCAAAAUACAAGGAAUCAGCUACACCAAGAUGAGCGGAUGUUAACCGUAUAAUUAGAGCGCUUAUUGAACAAAUAUAAAAUAAAAUAUUCAGCUUGGAAUGUAUCGCUUAAAAAAAGAUAUGCAUAAAAAUAUCAAAUUGUAAAUACCGGCUGGUUAUCCGACCAAAUUCGAAUGCAUACAAAAAAGCGACGAAUUCAUACAUAUCGAUGACCUUCCACAUUGAGCGUAUUAAACUUAAGCUGUUGUUAGUACAGUCGCGUUCAAAUGUUUUAGGCAAUUAAUAAAUAUAUAGUAAUAUUUUAGAUCAGUCUUUCCCAAAGUGGGCGAUAACGUCCCCUUGUGGACGCUGCAGGCUUAAAGGGAGGCGGUAAGAGACCCAGAAAAAAAAAAUCGGGACGUUGUGUAGAAGCUUGGGAGGCGUCAUCUACUAGGAGGACUCUUAGACACCGACUGAGCUCGACUCUUGACUACAAAAAUGGGCAGUAGACUAAAUAAGUUUGGGAACCGCUGUUUUAGAUGGUUAUGGGGCCUUACUAGGGGAAAGCGGCAAUAUUGGACCUCUUUUCUAUUUUCUGUUACUUAAAGAUAUUUCGCACAGAAAUUUGUCAAAAUUCCACGUGGCCGCGAAGCCACGGUCGGAUAGCUAGUUUUUUAUAAAAGCUCAAGACGACCGUGUUUUACAAUAAACAUUCCUAAUAAAAUCACAACGGACAUCGCGGCAUCGGUAUUUACCUCUUCGAUACAGUCAGGAGACUUUUAGAUUUCAAGAAAACUUAAGCGCUCCUGCUCGCGACGCCGCCACCGCGACGCCGCCACCGCGUCGCCGCCGCCCCGCCGCCGCACCGUCGCCGCGCUAAUAUUUCUAUUAACUUUCCGAUAAAAAUGUGAAUGGCGCUUACGAUGUUUAGUUUCGAGCUCGUUGAUAGACACCCUUAUUUUCCUGUGUACCCUUGGCUGUUCCCUUGAUGGUACAGUGGAAAAUAAAUUUUAACCGCUGUACCCUCGACCGUAAAGAUGGGUUCAUGGUUACACGAGUUAGAGUAGGCGCACACCGUUGAUUUUUCGUCGGCCGAUAGUUUAGUCGGGCUGUUGAUCAGUAUGGGCAUGUAUGGGAGUGCGCACACUACGCCGAUUCGAUUAGGCCGAUUCAUCAUACAAUUUGAAAUCGGGCACAACUAUCGGCCAACUAAAAAUCAACGGUGUGCGCCUACUCUUAUGGAAGACGAAGAAUGACACGCUCGUUUUCAUACUUUUCAUUCUAUUUAGGUAUUUGACAUGCGGUAUCUAUUAUUGAAAUCUAUGUGCGGAAACGUCACGAAAUCUGAAUCUUCAUUGACCGCCGAACCCCCUAUAGUGAAAAAUACAAUUUGUGACCACAUUGAAAAACCUUGCUACUGUGGAAAUUGUUUUUUAUUCUCUUAAUUUUUCACAGAUCAUACAUACCUACUGAUAAACUCUAUUUUUCUUUUUAUGAAUCUCUAAUCAAUUGUAUCUUAAAAGUAUUAUACACUACUACUUUUUUAUCACCGGAAAAUUUUUAACAGGUUAUGUAGAAAUGUGUGAAAAUUAUAAAGUAAAAAAAAAAAAUUAAAUUUUUAUAAAGUUAAUUUUUUUAUUAAAUUUUCUUUAGUCCCUAUUUUACGCGUCACAGCUGGGCCACUCCGCUGCUCGUUCAUUCAGUAGAGUAGUCGUACGCGCUCGCACAUUGAUCUGUCUGUCUCGCUCACGCCUUGACCACGCUUCCAGUGUUAUUAUUACUAAUUUAGACCAUUAUAAUGCAACAUUUCAAGUAAUUUUGAGUUCUAAUAAGUGUUUCAUUACACUUACGUACUUCUUUACGUGGUAUUCUGACUGUUAACACUAAUUGUAAGUUAAUAAUACAAUGAAAUACCUACCUACUGUGAAUACGUUACGAAUACACACCAAUGUGUCGUUACGAGGCUACUACGACUUUAAAAGAAAUAUGUAAUUCAAAGAUCUGCCAAAACAGCGGCUUUCAGUGUUAUCAUCACAGAAUAAUAAUAAUGUAUUACUUAGCUACCUAUCUUAGGCUAUUUUUAUUGCAACAUUUCAAGUAGGUAAUUAGAAUUGUAAUUGAACGCAGGGCAAAGGACGAAAACAGUAAUUUAGCAAUUACGUAAUACGUCACGUUGUAUUUCUGUGAGUUUUUAACACUAGUUAAUAAUAAUACCUACUGUGUAACUCCAAUUGAGAUCGCGCGUCGUUCGUAGUUCGUGAAUUUAAGAUCCGCCAUAACAGCUGAGUGGUGCGAACAGUUUUAGAUGGUGGUUUUAGUAGGCGCUUAGGUAAAAUAAUAAAAAUAAUUCAACUUUCCCUUCAUACUUACCCGGGCUUAGGAUCGGCCUUAGGACCGGCAAAAUUCAAUGCUUUGAUAAGCACCCUGCAUCGUGCUGAAGUGUGGCUGUCCCGGUACAGUCGCAAAACUGCACUACACAAUUUCUCCGGCCAAGAAUAAUAAUGCACGUAUCAUUAACACGUAUUCACGUGAGGUGAAUUGGUAAGACAACGUAAUAAUUGCACGACACUAUUGACUUGAUUGAUACAAUGUUAACAAGACACUUCACGACCGAUAAAGAGCUCGCGCGCGCGCAACUGACCGACCGCGGCCGGCGGCCGGAAGAGCGAGCCCGCCGCCCUCUCGCUCGUGGCUCGCGGGUGAUAAUGGCCGCACAACAAACGUACACCGCCGCCUUUAGGAAGCGUCGGGCCGGCAACGUCGCAUCUCUCUCCAUAGUAACGGGCGGCCUUGCGUUGAGCGUAAAUAGUGCUAGCGACGCGUGUGUCCAAAUAUUACCAAUUUUGGGAUGAAAUUUUGAGUAGCUUUAUUUAACUUUUUUUUUGCAUAAAUAGGAUCAGUAUCAAUAACUCAUUACCCAGAUUUUUUUUUCCGGUGAUAAAAAUGUAGUGGUGUAUUAUGACAUAGAAUGACAGAUCAAUAUACAUACCUACUUAUAAAUAAGUAAAGUAGUUUUAUUACUUACAUACAUAGUAUUCGUUAUGCAAAUAUUUCAAAGAAUGCGCCCAAUUUACGCAAGACAAUAGUAGUCAAAACUGUACAAAAUUUUAGUUUUCUUACCACAUUUACGGCUAUUUCUCAUCCUAAAGUGUAGGUAGGUAUGCGUUAUGAGCAAGAUUUUUAAAUCGGGGGACAAAACAUCUAUUAACUAUAACUAUAUUCUGUCACCUAUUAUUGGUACUACAUAUUUGAUAGAACUUACGAAGCACUUUCAGGAUCAGUAACUAGUUUUUUGAUAUCUUGUAUAGUUUAGAAAUAACCGAGUGAGAUCACUUAUCGUUUCCACCCUGUAUACCACGAACUGCGCGAUUUGGGACAUCUUUUUUAUUACAUUACUAGCUUUUGCACGCGGCUUCACAGGCGUGAAAUUCAGUUUCACAGAUCGUCGUAAAUUAUAGCCUAUAAUACUUACACAUAUUAUUCUGGGUUAUAAACAAUAAUACUCUAAAGUUUCAUCAAAAUCCGUUCAGCAGUUUUUGCGUGAAAGAGUAACAAACAUCCAGACAUCCAUACAAACUUUCACAUUUUUAAUAUUAGUAGGAUCAAUAAAAUUGUCCAAUAAUUAUAUUAUUAUGUCAACCAUACCAACUAUAUGUAGACUAUAUUAAAUUCUUAAAAAAAAUGUCAUACAUUAAUUACAUUUUAAUUUUUUUACUGGUUAUUUUCUACUUUAGUGUACUUCGGUACAACAAAUUUCAACCGGUUCGUGUGUAAAGUUAAGAAGGUCGUCGAUAACUAUGAAUCCGUCGCUUUUUUGUAUGCAUUCGAAUUUGGUCGGAUAACCAGCCGGUAUUUACAAUUUGAUAUUUUUAUGCAUAUCUUUUUUUAAGCGAUACAUUCUAUGUUGAAUAUUGUAUUUUAUAUUUGUUCAAUAAACGCUCUAAUUAUACGGUUAACAUUCGCUCAUCUUGGUGUAGCUGAUUCCUUGUAUUUUGACGUCAAAGUUAUAGCUCCGUCGUAAUUACUUUUAGUGAUAUUAUUCAAUGACCCAUGAAUGUGCGUUUUUGAAACUUUCUAUGGUUAUAAUACGUCUUAAGAAGGAUCGAAUACAGUUUUCAGUGAGCUUGUACGUUUUGUUAUUCAGGCGCUACACGAUUUUUUCGGAUUUUGAAGAAAGCUCGAUUACUUGAUAUUUAUAAAUAUUUUCAUAAACAUGUUUCUUUCACAUAUACGCACAAAUCAAGAGCUACUCGUGUGUGUUUAUUCUAUAGGCGCACAUAUAACGGUUAUUGAGAUAGAGCAUUCUGCAAAACGUUACCCUGGCAGGAAAUGCAAUAUCUCGAAAACCUGAAGACGCACAAAUCACAUUUUCAGCUCACAUAAUAGAACAAAUAUAAGCUAUCUGCUCGUACACAGUUUUUCUCUUUCCGAUCAUUCGUUUAGAAUUUUCCUGCUAGAACAACGUUACUCCAGCAGGAAUCGUUUUUUUCGUUUUGUACCAAAACGACAGCACGCACUAAUCUCUAAUUCGGCGCACAUUUACACCAUGUUGGGAACUAAUUAUACGUUCUACUCAUAUCACUCUAGGAGCUACUUUCCAGCUGGAGUAACGUACACGAUUUUUUUAUGUAUUCCUCAAUAUUUAUUUAUUAUGUAAAAUUAACUUAUCACACUAACCAUCCAUGGUAUUUAUACUGGCGGCAGCAUAUUACAUCAUGUAUUGUGAAAAACAACUCAAAAUCAUGAACUAAAUUAAUUUGCGAAUAAUAAAGAUAAGUAAAGUUGUUUAGUGAGCUUUAGGUAUAGUUAUAGAUUUAAAUCAUUGUUAUUGUAACCAUAAUUACCUAUGUAUUGGAAGAUUUAUGGAAGUUGCCUUAAUAGUUGCUAGUCAUUUUGGCGUGUGGUCGUUAUAAAUUUAGAAUUUUUAUUAUUUUUCCUUUGUAAUUAGUUUUUCUUAAUAAUCGUAUAAUUUCUUUGAAAAGUGAAAGUCUUACGUUUAUUUAUUUUUUGUUUAAAUAUGAAAUUGUUGUUGUAACAUGGAAGGAUUUGAUUUUUAAUGCUUUUUCUGUUGUGAAGGAUAGAGGUGAAAAAACACUGCCCUAUGGUACUCCACUUAAGCUGCAAAUAUGCUACUGACUAAGAAAUAAGUAGGUAACUAAGUACAUAUACAUAAUAAUGUUGUAACUAUUUCGACGAUCUGUACAUAGUCUUAUUUAUAUAAAUGACCCGUCGCAUCUUCAAAAUAAUUAUGCCUAAAGAUAAAAAGACAGUUUAUGUAAUAAUGCACUUGGGUCCUGAAUGGAAUGAUAAUACAUGUUAAUUUCGUUUAAUGUUAAUAUAUUAUGAAACAUAUUCUAAUCAAUCAAUUAUUUUUGACCAUGAUUGGAUGUUUUAUAUUAAAUUGUAUUAUUUUAUUUCAUGUCGAUCGGAUGGAACUUUUUAAAAUUUAGGAUGAGCAACCUCUUUCAUUUGUUCACUUCAUUUAGGGCCAGUGUACAUUGUUGGUUUGCGGUAAUCAAGCAGUUGCAGCAAUAAUAUUAAUUCUAGAAUAUGUAUGCAGCGCAGCACGGUUUGUAAUAUUUGUAGAUAGUAUUUGAUAAUGUUUACGCAGAGAUCUGUCGAUACUUGUAUAUGAAUCUAGUCUUAGUAUGUUCGAUAAAAUUAAUAUGCUUUACGAUGAGAAAAGUUAUGAUAUGAAUUGUUUAUUACGUUGAUUUAUUUUGUAAGCUGUAAUAGAGUUUAUUUAUGUUUGUGUACAUUCCCCUUAGAUUAUUAUUUUAAAAGUUUCAUUAUGUAGUUGGAUCACUUUAUUUUUAUUAAAUGCUAAUUUGACAAGAAUAAAUUUUAUUUGGAACAUAA